AUGGUAAAUGGGAAGGAGGUAGAGACUGAAACUGUUAACUCAGGUCUGUCCAAGUUUCUAGAUUGGCUAAAAUUCUACAAGAAAGUCAUCCUGAUUACUCACAGUGGCAAAAAUUCUGAUUUCCCUGUGUUCAUGACGGCACUUGCAUCUGUGGAUCAUGUAUCAGAAUUAUGUGAUGUUGUGAUAGGGUUUGUUGACAGUCUACCUUUGUUGAAAAAGAUUUUCCCUGGAGAAAGUUCGUACAAACAAGAAAAUCUUGUCAGAAGCCUACUAGCUGCAACAUAUGAUGCACAUAAUGCCCUUGAGGAUGUAAGAUCACUAUGCUGGCUCAUGAAGCAUGAGAAAAUAACAGAUAAAUAUCUCGCAGACUUUUCGUUUUCACCUGAAGCAGUGAAAAUUCAGUUGGUAUUUAACAGGGAGAAAACCAAAAACAUUGGAUCAUCCAUUAAUUGCAGCCGGUGUGAUGAAGAUGGCAACAGCAGAAAAUGUUGCAGGGUCUGGUUUGUGUCUUGCAAAUCUUCGAAAAGUUCACAUGAGGGAAGGUGA
This is a messenger RNA of Saccostrea cuccullata (small rock oyster), 546 nucleotides long. Its product is annotated as protein PML-like. Gene Ontology annotation, cellular component: cytoplasm. The record is from RefSeq and is a predicted model, not a curated record. Lineage: Eukaryota; Metazoa; Mollusca; Bivalvia; Ostreida; Ostreidae. Bases 1 to 546 code for a protein of 181 amino acids. The transcript has a single exon. Gene Ontology annotation, biological process: DNA catabolic process. Gene Ontology annotation, molecular function: nucleic acid binding; 3'-5'-DNA exonuclease activity.